UUCAAUGUCUCAAAAUGAGGAUCUUGAACAACAAAACAAGACGAUAUCUACUCCGUUUGUUCUCCAGUUCAACAAUCUAACCUACAGCAUUAACAUACGUAAGGAAAUUACAAUCCGCCGUAUGCUUUGCCGGAAGGAUACCGGAACAAUAGAUACACUGUCGAGGAAAAAAGUGUUGUUGAAUGAUAUCUCAGGUGAAGCUAGAGAAGGUGAGAUUUUUGCUAUUCUUGGUCCUAGUGGUUCUGGAAAGACUACUUUGAUCGAUGCACUUGCAAAUAAGAUAUCUAAGAAGAGCUUGAGAGGAUCCGUAACAUUGAAUGGCGAAACUCUAGAGUCCGCGGUACUUAAAUCGAUAUCGGCUUAUGUCAUGCAAGACGAUUUGCUAUUCCCUAUGUUAACAGUGGAAGAGACACUCAUGUUCUCAGCUGAGUUUAGAUUGCCUCGCUCGGUGUCCAAAUCAAAGAAGAUGGCAAGAGUUCAAACUGUAAUCGAAGAACUUGGGUUACGUGAUGCUGCAAAGACCUUAAUAGGAGACGAAGGUCAUAGAGGCAUAUCCGGAGGUGAACGACGACGGGUUUCAAUUGGAGUGGGUAUUAUUCAUGAUCCAAUUCUAAUGCUUCUCGACGAGCCAACGUCUGGACUCGAUUCAUCGAGUGCUUUCAUGGUGGUGAAAAUCCUGCAACAAAUUGCUCGAACAGGGAGAAUAGUUAUUAUGUCGGUUCACCAACCUAGUUCCAGAGUUGUUGGCCUAUUUGACCAUUUGAUCUUCCUCUCACAGGGAGAAACCGUCUACUACGGCACGCCAACACACCUCUCAGUUUUCUUGUCGGAGUUUGGUCAUCCCGUCACAGAAAAUGGCGAAACCACCGAAUUCAUGCUUGAUUUAUAUAGCAACCUCGAAGGGUUACCUGGCGGCACUAAAAGCAUCGUUGAAUUCAACAAAUCCUGGCAGACAAUAAGGAAUCACCCUUACACCUCAAAGCAUUCCAAUGGGUUAGAUCUUCCAAGCUUAAAAGAAGCCAUAUAUAAUACUUGUGCUAACGGCAGUGGCCGGACAUGGACCAGUUCAAAAUUUGCUAAUUCAUUUUGGGUUGAAAUAAUUGUGCUGAUGAAACGAUCACUAAUAAACUCAAAGCGCUCAGCUGAAAUAUUCUUAGUCCGAGUGGCUGGUGUGGUUGCUUCAGGUUUUAUUUUAGCUAGUACGUUUUGGCACCCUGAUAAAACAGAAAGAGGUAUUGUAGAACGACUUGGGUUCUUCGUUUUUAUAGUGACCAUAAUCUUCUUUGGAAACACAGAUUGGCUUGGAGUUUUCGUCCAAGAAAGGUACAUUUUUAUGAGAGAAACAGCUUAUAACGCGUAUCGUCGUUCAUCUUACAUUCUAUACCAUUCGAUUAUAGUUAUACCUACAUUAAUCGUGUUAUCUCUUAUAUUAGCAUCAAUAACUUUUCCUGCUGUAAGUCUAGAUGGUGGAUUUCUUAGUUUCCUUUUCUAUUUCUUGGCGAUAUGCGCGUCAGGUUGGGCAGCUAAUUCUCUAAUAUGUUUGAUAUCUGGAUUGUUUUUCCAAGUUGUGGUGGGUUACACUGUGGCUAUGACUCUCGUUGGUUUAUUCCUAUUAUACAGUGGUUUCUAUAUGAAUAGAGAUAGAAUUCCAUCAUACUGGAUCUGGUUCCAUUAUAUGUCUCCAAUGAAAUAUCCUUUCCAAGCCCUCGUGUUGAACGAAUUCGACAAGCCAAAUUUAUGUGUUGCCAAAGUUGGUGCUGAACCAGCUAUGUCCUGUGUAAUGACUGGGUUGGAUAUAAUAAGAAAGCUGGAUGCAAUAGAUUUAAGCAAAUGGAGUUGCUUGUGGAUCACUUUAGCUUUUGGUGUUAUCUACAGAAUUCUGUUUUAUUUCGCUUUAUCAUUUGGCAGCAAAAACAAGAGGAAGUAG
This is a messenger RNA of Papaver somniferum (opium poppy), 1927 nucleotides long. RefSeq names its product ABC transporter G family member 20-like. Gene Ontology annotation, cellular component: membrane. Lineage: Eukaryota; Viridiplantae; Streptophyta; Magnoliopsida; Ranunculales; Papaveraceae. Gene Ontology annotation, molecular function: ATP binding; ABC-type transporter activity; ATP hydrolysis activity. The record is from RefSeq and is a predicted model, not a curated record. The coding region runs from base 5 to 1927 and encodes 640 amino acids. The transcript has a single exon.